GGCUUUUACUGACCCGCUCGUACGCUUUUCACCUUCUACCGUCUGUCACUCGCUUCAUCCAUCAGACAUGCAAGCAUUUAGAACGUGCUCACGGCGUUGUCAACGCCAGCUCAUCUUCGAUCUCUCCCGGCGUGCAUUCUCCUUCUCAGCAACGUCCUCCCAAUCCACCAGCAGCUCCUCUUCUCUCCCCUCCCCUGCCCAACCCCUCCCCUGGUUCGUCGACCCAUCCGAGCUCGCUCCACGCCCAACACCAAAGCGCCCCACCAUCCCCAUCGCUCCCCUCCCUGUAUCCAUCCAGCGCGACAGCCCGAUCGCCGCACUGCACGCCGCGCUGAGCACCUCGCCGCACCUCGAGCCGGGCAGCCUUGUUGUACGGGAGCCAAUUCCGACUGCGGACGGUCCGCCGCUGCCAGAUACUCCUGUAAAGGGGCGGCGGAAGCGCGGACGGACGUACGCCGGCGAGGGAGUGGCAGAGUUUAAUGGAGGAAUAUGGAGCUGGAUCAUCAUCGCACAGGUGAAAGAGGGCACGGAGGACAGAGGCGCCAUCGAAUCUGUCAUCCGGACAGUGCGUAAGACACUCUUAGUCACACAGCCGCCGCUUCCACUUCCUCCAAAUCCCAAGCGUCGCAUGCACAACGGAUGGGCGUUGAUCGAUGCCGGUGACUUUGCGAUACAUGUGGUCAGUAAGGAAAUACGUGAGCAAUACUUCCCGGAAAGGCGGGAGUGGUAAACCCCCAUCUCCUUCCCUCAGCUGAAAAUUGUACGAAUAUACCAUGUUCAAUUGCUGUUCGAACGAUGCAACUUGGGCGUAUAAGCGAGAUACAUCUGUAAAGGCAGAACGGACGCAGGCAGUGUUGGAUGCAUCCUGUCUCACUAACGAGAUUUUCAUCAGAG
Messenger RNA from Laetiporus sulphureus 93-53, 894 nucleotides. RefSeq lists its product as uncharacterized. The transcript has 3 exons. The record is from RefSeq and is a predicted model, not a curated record. The coding region runs from base 68 to 730 and encodes 220 amino acids. Lineage: Eukaryota; Fungi; Basidiomycota; Agaricomycetes; Polyporales; Laetiporaceae.